Messenger RNA from Solanum stenotomum, 694 nucleotides. RefSeq lists its product as uncharacterized. Gene Ontology annotation, biological process: translation. The record is from RefSeq and is a predicted model, not a curated record. Gene Ontology annotation, molecular function: structural constituent of ribosome. Gene Ontology annotation, cellular component: ribosome. The transcript has a single exon. NCBI's taxonomy places the organism in Eukaryota, Viridiplantae, Streptophyta, Magnoliopsida, Solanales, Solanaceae. The coding region runs from base 77 to 694 and encodes 205 amino acids.
CGCCGUGGUCCUCGCCGUACUCAGGUUGUUGAUUGAUCUUUCAGAGGGAUCAGUAGAUGGUUACUAGAAUUCAGAAAUGAGUUUGAUGAUUUCGCGACUGAGGCAGCAUUUGCCUGCUGUACUCUUCAAACAAUCUGUUCGAUCCAAUGUGGCUGACUCCUAUUUUGUUAACUCAACUAUUUUUACUCGACACUUCUCUCAGCAAGUAGAGAUUAACCAGAGAAAGCUUCCAGCAGAUUAUGAUCCUGUGACUUUUGAUCCUACUGAGCAUCGUAGUCCUCCAUCAGAAAGGGUAUGGAGGCUCGUUGAUGAAGUAUCAGGACUUACCCUGGUCGAAGUUACAGAAGUGUCUUCGAUUAUUAUGAAGAGGUUCUGCAUGAUAGAGCAACCAACGGUUGGAGUUAUGAAGGUAGGGGCUGCUGGAUUGGCAGCAGCUAUGAAGGGACCAGAAGCAGCUAAGGAGGAAAAGAAACCGGAGAAAACUGUUUUUGAACUUAAACUGGAGACAUACGAGUCAGCUCAAAAGAUAAAGAUAAUCAAAGAGGUCCGCAGUUCUACUGAUUUGGGACUCAAGGAAGCGAAGGACUUAGUUGAGAAGACUCCUGCUAUUUUCAAGAAGAGAGUAUCAAAGGAAGAAGCGGAACAAAUAAUUGACAAGAUGAAAGCCGUUGGAGCAAAAGUUGUUAUGGAAUAA